Molecule: messenger RNA, 1163 nt
Organism: Syzygium oleosum
Lineage: Eukaryota; Viridiplantae; Streptophyta; Magnoliopsida; Myrtales; Myrtaceae
Product: transcription factor MYB4-like
Exons: 3
Coding region: 202-963 (253 amino acids)
Source: RefSeq, a predicted model, not a curated record
UUUUUUAUGCAGAGAGAGAGAGAGAGAGGGAGCUGUUUUAUGAAAUCCAUAGAUUAUUCAGAGUAAAAUCUUAAGCAUAUAUACAAAUACCCACAUAAUAGUAUACUGUGGAAGACUAGCUAGAGAGAGCUUUGGUCAUAUUUAGAACAAGUAGUCUCUUCGAAGCGAGAGAGAGAGAGAGAGAGAGAGAGAGAGAGAGAGAUGGCGAGGACACCAUGUUGUGAGAAGAUGGGGAUGAAGAAAGGGCCAUGGACUCCAGAGGAAGACCAGAUCCUGAUCUCUCACAUCCACCAGUUUGGUCAUGGAAACUGGCGUGCACUUCCUAAACAAGCAGGUCUGUUGAGAUGUGGGAAGAGUUGCAGACUCCGGUGGAUAAACUACUUGCGACCCGACGUGAAACGAGGGAACUUCACCGACGACGAAAGAGACGCCAUCAUCCACCUUCAUCAAGUUCUCGGCAACAGAUGGUCGGCCAUAGCCUCGAGAUUACCGGGGCGAACGGACAAUGAAAUAAAGAACUUCUGGCACACCCACCUGAAGAAGCGGGUGCCACACAGCCUACCCAACUCAACUCCCUUCAACAUAAGCCCAACUCAUUGCACCACCACCCUCGAUCACUCACUCCAGAACCCAACCUCCGCGCUGCCGACGCUAAAGUUUCAGGAACCGUCGACGACAUCGUCAUCGGAGUCAGACCCCUCGAUAGUGGUUCAUGCGAACAUCGAAAGCAACUCUCAAACUGCACCAUCUUCUCGUGCCCAGAAGUUCGCGCAGACGAAAAAGAAUCUUGUUGUGGGUUCGGCCCUGGCUCUUCCGACAUCUCCCGACGAGACAGUGGACUUGCAAUGUUCGGGGCAGAGAGUUCUGAGCAUGAAGGGAGACAAGGACAUGGAGUUCUGGUACAGUCUUCUGGUGAGAGCAGAAGAUGGACCUCAGUUGGAGAACGCCGCCAGGACGCCAUAGGAAGAAGCCCUAGGAGUUCAAGAAUGACGAGCACCUUUCUUUUAUGGCCAUGUCGGAGAAGUGUUUUGCAUUGUGGUGUGGAACAAAAAGUGAUCUUUUUUUUCUAUCUUCCCAUCGAUUUUAUUUAUCAAAGUCUUCAGAAAACCAGACGGAUUAAGCUUGGCAUCAACAUCAAACUAGGACUUUUAGACAUUUGAUUA